CUAUGCAACGUCCAGUCCGUACAGGUUGGGGCGAGCAGUUCUGGGAGGAAGGACCGGCGGCGUAUCUCGGUACGGACCACACGAGGAACGCCUCCUUGCUGCACUCGCCGGGACUGCACCCCGCCGCCGCCCAGUGGAUCGUGGACAACCGGGACGUGAAGGCGGUCGGGAUUGACACCCUCUCGGCGGAUCCUGGAGAUUCGACGACGUAUGAAACUCACCUGAUCCUCCUGCCCAACAACGUCCUCAUCCUAGAGAACGUUGCCCACCUGGACGAGAUGCCCCCUACCGGAUCCACCGUGUACGCCAUGCCCAUCAAGAUCGGUGACGGAAGCGGAGCUCCCUCUCGAAUUUUCGCAAUCGUGGAUGGCCGAACCAGCGCAGCAGGGCCGACAACACCAAACAUGGCCGUCAUCUUUUCAUCAAUGACUGCACUUAUCGGUGUCUUCCUGACUUUUGCAUGAAAGCAUACUUUCAUGAAAAUAGUUUAAUGGAAAGAAAGGUGCACGUGGAUGGAAAAAUCCAAA
This is a messenger RNA of Branchiostoma belcheri (Belcher's lancelet), 527 nucleotides long. RefSeq lists its product as uncharacterized. The record is from RefSeq and is a predicted model, not a curated record. Bases 3 to 464 code for a protein of 153 amino acids. The transcript has 2 exons. Gene Ontology annotation, molecular function: arylformamidase activity. Lineage: Eukaryota; Metazoa; Chordata; Leptocardii; Amphioxiformes; Branchiostomatidae.